Triticum aestivum (bread wheat) is the source of this 2030-nucleotide messenger RNA. RefSeq names its product gibberellin 2-beta-dioxygenase 5. The transcript is spliced from 2 exons. Lineage: Eukaryota; Viridiplantae; Streptophyta; Magnoliopsida; Poales; Poaceae. The record is from RefSeq and is a predicted model, not a curated record. Bases 316 to 1503 code for a protein of 395 amino acids.
GUCAAAGUUGGACCUCGGGAAGCGCGGGCGCACUAUAUUUUGGAAUGGAGGGAGUACGUACCUAGCAUCAUUGCACCACCUUCUCUUUGGAGCUGGCAAUCUGGUUUCUCAUCUCUGCCACAAAGAAAAGGAAGCUUCACACUCUGUCCCUACAACAAGGGAAGGGCUCAAGCUGGGCGCCUACAAAUAAUCUCCUGAGCACCUGUACAAACAUGGCGCAGUGUCUCUCCCCAUGGCAUGGACAACCAUACGUGUAAGUUCGAGCAGCCGGAACUAAUCCAAUAAGCAUACAUACAUCGAUUGACCACCGUUGCCAUGGCUGCUGCGUCCUUCGCUACCUACCUCGAGACGCCUAGAGAGCUCCGGGUGCUGGGGUUCCGGGCGCCGCCCCCGUCUCCGGUCACCGGCGUUCUAUCCAACGGUGGCUCUGGAUCCCCUGAGUACGGCGAGUGCCCCGACGGCAACGAAGAUGACGAGGUCGGCAGGUUCCUGCGUCGCUCCGCCAGGGUCCUGGUGCUGCGGCUGCCCGAGAGGGCCAUCCCACGGAAGAAGAAGAAGAAGAGUGAUAAGGCGGUGUGGGCUCCCCCAGUCAUCGACAUGCGCCUGCUGGCCUCGCUGGGUGGGCCGGCGGUGGAGGCUCUGAGGUCGGCGGCCGUCGCGCUUGGCUGCUUCCAGGUGGUUGGGCAUGGGGUCAAUGAGUGCUUGGUCUCAGCUGCGGCGGGGAGGGCGAGUUCGCCUACGCCGGAGGAGGCCGGUGGAGAAGAUGGUGAGGAGCUGUGGUGGUCACCGAGCGAAGGAGACCAGUUGAGGUGCCAACUUGCCCAUUUCAUUGGAAGGCAACUAAUCAAAGGACUCUAUAUGAUGCUAACCCCUGGUUUUGCUGUGUCCAGGAAGGGAGCAGACGAUCUGUUCACCCAGCUGGAGCAAACCGCAGCCAAACUCAUGGACGCCCUGCGGCGGGACAGCGUUGGCGCCACCGAUUCCCUGGCCGGAGCUGACACGAACCGCUCGCAACUCUGCAUCCGCACGCACCACCGCCGGCAGUGCGAUGGCGGCAGCGGCUCUGUUGGCCCCAUCACUAUCAGCGAGGACGACAUGCUCAGGAUGCUGAUCAAGAGCUCACGCCGCCCACGGGCUCUCGCUCUCCACCUCUGCCCCGGCGCCUCCACGUUCCACGUCUUCUCCCGGCAGCGGGGAUGGUCCAGGUUCCGCCCCCUCGGCGGCGCCGUCGUGGUCACCGUCGGAGACCAGCUUCAGGCAUGGAGCAGUGGACUCUACAAGAGCGUGGCCGGGAAACCGGCUUACAGCAACGACGAUCUCGGAGCAGACCGCGGCUGUGAUGUCGUCAUCUCGGCGGAGUACCUCCACUCCUGCUCUUCGGCUGGCAUGGAGAACGAGCCCCCGGACGCGGAUGCCGGGAAGAUCAUUCAGUUGAAUGUGCAGAUCAUUGUAGCAGCUUGCCUUGUACUCCUUUACGGCAAAAACAACAUAUUUGACAUGUGACCGAAAUUAAUUCACGAAAUAAACUGUCCUUAAAAAAAUUUCACACCUCCGACCCUAUCAUGUAGCGCCCGACAGCCAGGCGCCACACUGCACUGUGCAGCGUCUGAACGUAAGGCGCUACACACCUAACAAGCGUCGCACCUCGGACUGCCUGAAAAUUGCUAAGUUAGUAUGCAACGCCUAAAAGCUAGGCGUCACACUAUACAGUGUAACGCCUAGCAUCUAGGCGUUGCAUGUACCACCUACACGUUCGCCUUUCGCAACAGUUGCAUGCAUGUGCCUACGCCUCAUCACAUGUACACUGCUCCAUAGUCCAGUGGACCUUUGAUUGCACCGAUCGAUUGACCACCAGGCCAUGCAAAAGCGGAGGCCGAUUAACCAACACGGGUGGGUCGGACACAUGCAUGUGAGCGCGCUUGCAUCGGAGAAAUCACCAUGCACCCCGGCCGGCCUUACGUACGUGCGGGAACGUCAACCACACGAUCCAGCGGGCGUUUGACUGACCAGAUCGAUUGAUUACCAAGCCA